Molecule: messenger RNA, 180 nt
Organism: Echinococcus granulosus
Lineage: Eukaryota; Metazoa; Platyhelminthes; Cestoda; Cyclophyllidea; Taeniidae
Exons: 2
Coding region: 1-180 (59 amino acids)
Source: RefSeq, a predicted model, not a curated record
AUGACAGAAAUGGGAGUGAAAUCUCUUCACUACAUUGCGAUCAGGCUUGAAGUGACUCCGAGGACUGAACAUGAUGAUAAUGAGGAGGAGGAGGAGGAGGAGGAGGAGGAGGAGGAGGAGGAGGAGGAGGAGGAGGAGGAGGAGGAGGAGGAGGAGGAGGUAGAGGUGGAGAAGGAGUAG